Humulus lupulus (European hop) is the source of this 3336-nucleotide messenger RNA. Its product is annotated as DNA mismatch repair protein MSH2. The transcript has 13 exons. Gene Ontology annotation, cellular component: MutSalpha complex; nucleus. Gene Ontology annotation, biological process: mismatch repair; mitotic recombination. The record is from RefSeq and is a predicted model, not a curated record. Gene Ontology annotation, molecular function: ATP binding; ATP-dependent DNA damage sensor activity; mismatched DNA binding. The coding region runs from base 181 to 3009 and encodes 942 amino acids. Lineage: Eukaryota; Viridiplantae; Streptophyta; Magnoliopsida; Rosales; Cannabaceae.
CCACGGAGGAACUACCAGUCAGUCUUCUAUGUCCUACUGCUGUCUUUCCCGCCAAUUAUUUCUCUAUGUCUAUGUAUUAGCACAUAUGUACAUACAUGUCCCAUGUAUAAAUAUUACACUCUUCGCCAGUCCGGGACCGAAAGUAAAAAUUUCGUUGCGUACAACUAAACCCUAAAGAAGAUGACUCAGAAUUUUGAGGAGCAGAACAAGCUUCCUGAGCUCAAACUAGAUGCUAAGCAAGCUCAAGGGUUCCUCUCAUUCUUCAAGAGACUACCCCAAGACACAAGAGCAAUUCGAUUCUUUGAUCGUCGGGAUUAUUAUACUGCCCAUGGCGAAAAUGCAACUUUCAUUGCGAAGACUUUCUACCAUACUACCACAGCACUGCGACAAUUGGGUACUGGUUCAUAUAGCCUCUCCAGUGUAAGUGUGAGCAGAAACAUGUUUGAAACAAUUGUCCGUGAUCUUCUCUUGGAGAGAACAAACCAUGCUGUUGAGCUCUAUGAGGGUAGUGGCUCAAAUUGGAGAUUGGUGAAAAGUGGAACUCCAGGAAAUAUCAGCAGUUUUGAAGAUAUAUUAUUCGCCAACAAUGAGAUGCAAGAUACCCCUGUUGUUGUUGCACUAGUGCCCAAUUUUCGUGAAAAUAGCUGCACUAUUGGGUUAGGUUAUGUUGAUCUUACUAAAAGAGUGCUUGGGCUUGCUGAAUUUCUUGAUGAUAGCCAUUUUACGAACGUUGAAUCAUCUUUGGUUGCUCUUGGUUGCAAGGAAUGUCUUUUGCCUUUAGAAAGUGGAAAAUCCAGUGAAAUCAAGACUUUGUAUGAUUCAUUGACUAGAUGUGGCGUGAUGUUAACUGAGAGAAAGAAGGCUGAGUUUAAGAUGAGGGAUUUGGUGCAGGAUCUUGGUAGGCUCGUCAAAGGUUCGAUUGAGCCAGUUCGAGAUUUAGUUUCUGGAUUUGAAUUUGCACCUUGUGCUUUGGGGGCACUGCUGUCGUAUACAGAUCUUCUGGCAGAUGAGAGCAAUUAUGGAAAUUAUUCUAUCCGAAGAUACAAUCUUGAUAGCUACAUGAGAUUGGAUUCUGCUGCUAUGAGAGCACUUAAUGUCCUGGAAAGUAAAACAGAUGCAAACAAAAAUUUCAGUUUAUUUGGACUAAUGAAUAGAACAUGUACUGCUGGAAUGGGAAAAAGGUUGCUGAAUAUGUGGUUGAAACAGCCUUUGUUAGAUGUAAAUGAAAUUAAUACCAGGCUUGAUUUAGUACAGGCAUUUGUGGAGGAUCCUGCACUUCGACAAGACUUAAGGCAGCAUCUGAAAAGAAUUUCAGAUAUUGAGCGACUGAUGAACAAUCUUGAGAAGAAAAGGGCUGGUUUACAGCAUAUCGUGAAACUUUACCAGUCAUGUAUAAGACUUCCAUACAUCAAGAGUGCUCUAGAACAGUAUGAUGGUCAAUUUUCUUCCCUGGUAAAGGAGAGGUACCUUGAUCCUCUUGAGAUAUGUUCUGAUGAAGAUCACUUGAAUAAGUUUAUUGCUUUGGUGGAAGUUUCUGUUGACCUCGAUCAACUAGAGAAUGGGGAAUACAUGAUAUCAUCUAGUUAUGACCCUGCACUCUCUGCAUUGAGAGAUGAACAAGAAUCACUAGAUCGAGAAAUUAGCAGUUUGCAUAAACUUACUGCCAAUGAUCUUGAUCUGCCUGUGGAUAAAGCUUUAAAAUUAGAUAAAGGCACACAGUUUGGACAUGUUUUUAGGAUUACGAAGAAGGAAGAGCCAAAAAUAAGAAAAAAGCUUACCACCCAAUUUAUUGUUCUUGAAACCCGAAAGGAUGGAGUCAAAUUUACUAACACAAAACUUAAGAAGCUGGGAGACAAGUACCAGAAGGUGCUCGAGGAGUACAAGAAUUGUCAGAAAGAACUAGUUAAUCGUGUAGUUCAAACAGCGGCAACUUUCUCUGAGGUGUUUGGUUCAUUAGCUGCUUUGCUUUCUGAAAUAGAUGUCUUGCUGAGUUUUGCGGAUUUAGCUUCUUCUUGUCCAACUCCCUACACUAGACCAGAAAUCACUCCAUCGGAUGAGGGUGAUAUCAUAUUGCAGGGGAGUAGACACCCUUGUGUUGAAGCCCAGGACUGGGUGAACUUUAUACCAAAUGAUUGUGAACUAGUGAGGGGUAAAAGUUGGUUCCAGAUCAUUACAGGGCCUAAUAUGGGUGGGAAAUCUACAUUUAUUCGGCAGGUUGGCGUGAAUGUACUGAUGGCACAAGUUGGCUGUUUUGUUCCAUGUGACAAAGCUUGCAUUUCUGUUCGUGAUUGCAUUUUUGCUCGUGUGGGUGCUGGUGACUGCCAACUUCGUGGGGUUUCUACAUUUAUGCAAGAGAUGCUUGAGACUGCGUCUAUUUUGAAAGGUGCUACAGAGAAGUCGCUGAUAAUCAUUGAUGAGUUGGGCCGUGGAACAUCAACCUAUGAUGGCUUUGGUUUAGCUUGGGCCAUCUGUGAACACCUUGUUGAAGUGAUUAGGGCACCUACUCUGUUUGCGACCCACUUUCAUGAACUAACUGCAUUAGCUCAUGAAAGUGCUGAUCUUGAACCUAACAUCAAACCUAUUGUUGGUGUAGCAAACUAUCAUGUCAGUGCACACAUUGACUCGUCAACUAGAAAGUUGACCAUGCUGUACAAGGUCGAGCCAGGAGCUUGUGAUCAAAGUUUUGGCAUUCAUGUUGCCGAAUUUGCAAAUUUUCCUGAGACUGUGGUGGCCCUUGCUAGAGAAAAGGCUUCUGAAUUGGAAGACUUCUCAACUGCUUCAAUUGUUUCUAAUGAUUCUACACUUGAGGUGGGAUCAAAGCGCAAGAGAGAGUGUGAUUCCAAUGAUAUCUCUCAAGGUGCAGCCCGUGCUCAUCAGUUUCUGAAGGAAUUCUAUGAUUUGCCAAUGGAUAAAAUGGAUGUAAAGCAGGUGUUAGAGAAAAUAAGCAAGAUGAAAGAUGACUUACAGAAGGAUGCAGUGAACUCUAAAUGGCUCCAGCAGCUAAUCUAGAUGUAAACCCUCAUUCUCUCUGAUCUUUGACCUUUUGUAAAGCGUAUCCUGUAAAUGAGUCAUUUCCAUGGAAGUGGCAUCCAGUCUGUAACCCAUUUUUGUGGCUAAAUCAAGUCCCAGUUGAAACUGCAGCCUACUUUAGCUGACUGGAUUUUUAUUUUCAGAAAGCAAUAGCUUGCUAGUUAAAUGAGCUGAUGCUGCCAUUAUAACUAUGCCCUUUUUUUCCUCUCUUUUCUGAAAAAGGGAGUUUCCGGGAGGGAGUUAAAUGUGCUGAUGCUGACCAUUAUAGCUAUGGUUUUUCAUGAAAGUAAAUUAUAUUUUUGUUAA